Cydia fagiglandana is the source of this 988-nucleotide messenger RNA. RefSeq names its product polyadenylate-binding protein 2 (gene Pabp2). Lineage: Eukaryota; Metazoa; Arthropoda; Insecta; Lepidoptera; Tortricidae. Gene Ontology annotation, molecular function: poly(A) binding. Bases 259 to 936 code for a protein of 225 amino acids. Gene Ontology annotation, cellular component: nucleus. The transcript has 7 exons. The record is from RefSeq and is a predicted model, not a curated record.
UGUCAUUUGUCAGUAGUGUUUGGUUUGGCGUUUAAUUUUCGGUUAUCAGUAUUUUGCCAAACAAAUCUAUAAAUAUCUGGAAAAUAAUGAUAUGUUUGUAAAAUUUACCCCAUCAUAAAAUAUUCGGUUGACCGAAAGUAAGUGCCGUUAACCAUAUUUUGUAUUUAGGUCAACCGCUUAUGAACAAAAUUGGUUACCGAUAAUCUGCAGUUUGUGUAUCCUCAAAUAUUGUAUUAAUGAUACAAGAAGUUCCCUGACAUGGCUGAUAAUGAUGACUAUUUAGAUUCGAUUGACAACAAUCAUCUAGACGGGACCAACGGUUCCCUAAACAUGACCGACAGCAGCCUUGGCGGUGGGGAUGAGGCAGCUGGGGGAGAGGUGCCGGACCUGGCGGCCAUCAAGGCGCGUGUGCGCGAGAUGGAAGAGGAGGCAGAGAAGCUCAAACAGAUGCAGACGGAGGUGGACAAGCAGAUGAGCAUGGGCAGCCCGCCUGGCCUCACAAGUCCACUGAACAUGUCAAUUGAGGAGAAGAUAGAGGCGGAUAACAGAUCCGUGUAUGUGGGCAAUGUGGACUAUGGGGCUACGGCUGAGGAACUUGAACAACAUUUUCAUGGCUGUGGCUCCAUUAAUAGGGUUACAAUAUUAUGUAAUAAGUUUGAUGGACAUCCUAAAGGAUUUGCGUACAUAGAGUUUGGAGACAAAGACAGUGUACAGACCGCCAUGGCCAUGGACGAGUCGUUAUUUAGGGGGCGUCAGAUUAAGGUGAUGCCCAAGCGCACGAACAAGCCGGGGCUGUCGUCCACGAACCGGCCGCCCCGCGGCGCGCGCGGCCGCGGCCGCGGCUUCCGCGGCGGCUACUCGUCCUACUACUCCGGCUACCGGCCCGUGCGGCGCGGCAGAGGUUACAGGCGUGGCAUGUAUUACUCCCCCUACUGAGUGCGGUAGAGGGGCCGCCCGCGUAGUGUAAGCGCUCUAACGUUAGUGGGCC